Molecule: messenger RNA, 219 nt
Organism: Paramecium pentaurelia
Lineage: Eukaryota; Ciliophora; Oligohymenophorea; Peniculida; Parameciidae
Source: the annotation of a GenBank genome assembly
AUGAAGAAAUUAGCAGAUCCCUUUCCUUUAAUUUCUCACAAUGCCAUAAUUUUGACUAAUAAUAUUAUUUUAACAAUAUUAUCAAGUACAUUUUCUUAAACAAGAUUAUAAUUUAAUUAAGAAAAUAAAGAUUUUAACAUAGAUAAUUACAUUAUCAAUUUUAUCUUUUUAUUAAUAAAGAUGUUGUUUUAAGACUAAAAAUAUAUUGUAAUAUAAUGA